This is a messenger RNA of Eleginops maclovinus (Patagonian blennie), 6553 nucleotides long. RefSeq names its product contactin 2 (gene cntn2). Gene Ontology annotation, molecular function: cell-cell adhesion mediator activity. The record is from RefSeq and is a predicted model, not a curated record. Lineage: Eukaryota; Metazoa; Chordata; Actinopteri; Perciformes; Eleginopidae. The transcript has 23 exons. The coding region runs from base 311 to 3433 and encodes 1040 amino acids. Gene Ontology annotation, biological process: axon guidance; cell-cell adhesion; brain development. Gene Ontology annotation, cellular component: plasma membrane; axon.
AAGAUGCAUAGGAGAGGUAGAACAUAGAGAGAAAGAGUGAGACGGUCUUUGCAUGCGGCUCGACUACACUUCCACAGCGGAGAGAAGGAGAACACAGAAACAGAGAAAGAAGGGAUCAGGAGAGCAGCUGUGAAACGCCUCUGUCAUCUGAAACACCGUGCUGCCUUCACGGACUCAGCAAGCAGCAUCACCUCCUGCGCAUCUCCUUGGCUCCGCACCGCAGAGAACACGGUCCACAUCCAGCAAGGCCCAUAGUGAACGCCUUCCUGUGAGAUCAGGUGAUCAGGUUUGAUCCCCUCUGCUCUAGACGAUGGAGCGCUUCCUGUGUCUGCUGCUCCUCAGCUCAGCAGCUCUGAAGGAGGCUGCUGGCGGAGACGUGUGUGUGUCGGGUCACGACAGCGGGCCGGUGUUUGAAGAACAGCCUAACGGUUUAAUCUACCCCGAGGGUCUGAGUGAAGGCAAGGUGACCCUCAGCUGUCAGGCCAGAGCCAGUCCAGCUGCCUCCUACAGGUGGCUUGUGAAUGGCACAGAGGUGCCGCUGGGUUUGGACCUGCGCUACAGCCUGGUGGCGGGCAGCCUGGUGAUCAGCAGCCCGGAGACUGUGCGAGACACCGGCUCCUAUCAGUGUCUGGCCAUCAACCGCUGUGGCACCAUCAUCAGCCGCGCAGCUAACCUCAAGUUUGGCUACCUCCACGACUUCCCCCCAGACAGCAGGAGUCCUCAGACAGCAUAUGAAGGCGUAGGAACUUUCUUGGCCUGCCAGCCCCCCACACAUUACCCAGCUCUGUCAUACCGCUGGUUAAUCAACGAGUUUCCCAACUUCAUCAAGAAGGAUGACGGCCGCUGGUUUGUGUCUCAGGUGACAGGAAACCUGUACCUGGCUAAAGCAGAGCCCAAUGACACCGGGAACUACUUCUGCUUCACCACCAUCAACAUGGACAUCAGCACCAAGAGCACCUUUAGCAAGGCCAACCUGCUCACUGUGCUGCCCGACGCCACUCCCAGGAAGUCCGCUCCGAGCAUCAAAGUGCGCUUCCCUGCAGAGACGUACGCCCUGGCAGGACACAGCACCCAGCUAGAGUGCUAUGCCUAUGGAAAUCCCGUCCCUGAGCUGCGCUGGAGGAAGGUUGACGGCUUGAUGCCGUCCAAGGCAGACUCCAGUGUGGACGGCCCCACCCUCAACCUGCCAGAUCUGUCCUUCGACGAUGAGGGUGUUUACGAGUGUGAAGCCUACAACUCAGAGGGGACAGACUCGUACCAGGGACGCAUCAGUGUGCAGGCCCAGCCCGACUGGUUGCAGGUGAUGAUCGACUCGGAGGUGGAGAUCAGUUCGGAGCUCUUGUGGAGUUGUGUUGCUGCCGGUAAACCACGACCCUCCAUACGCUGGCUACGCAACGGACAGCCACUCAGCACACAGGACCGGGUAGAGGUGAACGGGGCUCGUCUGAAGAUCAGUAACCUGGCCCUGGAGGAUUCUGGGAUGUAUCAGUGUGUGGCUGAGAACAAACAUGGCACCAUCUACUCUACUGCUGAGCUCCGGGUUCAGGUUCAGGCUCCAGACUUCCGGUUGAAUCCAGUGAGGAGAUUGAUCCCAGCAGCCAGGGGGGGGCAGGUGAUGAUCGAGUGUCGCCCCCGAGCCGCCCCCAAACCCAGCCUUUUCUGGAGCCGGGGGACAGAGCUGCUGGUCAACAGCAGCCGAGUCACAGUGACUCCAGACGGCAUCUUGUGGAUCCACAACAUCAGCAGGGCAGACGAAGGGAAAUACACCUGCUUUGCUGAAAACUACCUGGGCAAAGCCAACAGCACUGGACACCUGUCUGUCAGAGAUGCCACUAAGAUCACGCUGGCUCCUGCCAACGCUGAUAUCAACCAGGGGGACAACGUGACGCUGCAGUGCCAUGCCUCCCACGACCCCACCAUGGACCUGACUUUCACCUGGGCCCUUAACGGGGUCCUGCUGGACCUGGAGGACAUGACCGCGCCCUACCGGCGGGUGGAGGGGAAGGAGAACAUAGGAGACCUGCUGAUAGUGAACACCCAGCUGAGUCAGGCAGGGAUGUACACGUGCACGGCUCAGACGGUGGUGGACAGCGCCUCAGCUGCAGCCAAACUGGUGGUGCGAGGCCCCCCAGGACCCCCUGGUGGUUUGCUGGUGAAGAACGUGGCGGAGGCGUCAGUGGAACUUAGGUGGAGCCGUGGCUACGAUAACCACAGUCCCAUAGGAAAAUACGUCCUAAUGGGCCGGUCCUCCCUGUCUUCAGAGUGGAAGAAGAUGAGGACAGACCCGGUGAACAUCGAGGGGAAUGCAGAGUCGGCUCGUGUGAUUGGUCUGAUGGCCUGGAUGGAUUAUGAGUUCAAGGUCGUUGCCAGCAACAUCCUGGGCAGCGGAGAGGCCAGCAUGCCCUCACACACGAUCCGCACCCAGCAGACAGCUCCCACAGUGGCCCCCAGUGGUCUUGGAGGAGGAGGAGGAGACCGCAGUGAACUCAUUGUUACCUGGACGCCCAUGGCCAGAGAGUACCAGAACGGGGACGGUUUUGGCUACAUCCUGGAAUUCAGGAGGAAAGACACAGCGGCUUGGAGGGCGGUGCGCGUUCCUCACGUGGAGUCCUCCCGAUACGUUUACUACAACGACAGCCUGAUGCCGUACACUCCCUUCGAGGUGAAAAUCAAGGCGUAUAACCGCAGAGGAGAGGGGCCCUUCAGCCAGAUCGCUGUGGUCAACUCUGCAGAGGAGGAGCCCACAGUGGGUCCAGCAAACAUCAACGCCUCGGCCCUGACCGCCUUUGAGAUCCUGGUCUCCUGGGAGCCCGUCCAGCAGCUCAGCGCCAACGGCAUCCUCCGAGGAUACGAGAUCCGGUACUGGCGGCAGCAUGAGCGUGAAGCGGCAGCAGACCGGGUGCGGACAGCAGGACUGGAGACAACAGCCCGGGUGCCCGGACUGAGACCCAGCACCCGGUACCACAUCGCUGUUCUGGCCUACAACAGCGCAGGCACAGGUCCAGCAUCGCCACGCACCACCGUCACCACCAGGAAACCACCUCCUAAUCGUCGCCCAGGCAACGUGUCAUGGAAGACUGACAUCUCGUCGGUAACGCUGAGGUGGGAUCAUGUGAAGGCCAUGCACAAUGAGUCCGCUGUGCUGGGCUACAAAGUUCUGUACAAACAUGAGGGCCAGACAUCCCUGAAGGUUCUGGACCAGAGCAAGACCUCCGUGAACCUGCCGCUGCCCAAAGACAAUGGCUACGUGGUGUUGGAGAUCCGGUCCUGGGGGGAGGGUGGGGACGGUCCUGCACACGAGAUCAUUGUAUCCCGGGACUCAGGAACUGGUAUGAUGGUGCAGAACGAGGCCCCCCCCACCCUGUCACGUCCCCCUCUCCACCUGCUCAGCAGCUUGGUUCUCCUUGCUCUCGUGUCGCUGUCCGGCCUGUGAUCUCAGCCAAUAAGGGACUGUUUGAUUUUAAUGGGCUGAAACUGAAGCUCAGUCUGUGUUUUGGUUGGGGGGUGGGGGGGUUUCUGGUAGAAUAGUAAAGUUUUAGUACUGCAGGGUUUGAAUGGGUGGGGGAGAAAGGAGGGGUUUCAGUAUUCAUUCUUUUAAAACAAAGAGGGUCUUUUUUUUUUUUUAAUAGCAGUGUGUGUGUAGACCGGGUUGUGGAGCAGGCGCUGUGUGAGGUUUUUUUGUGUUCCGGUGUCACUCAGACCAUGCCUUACCAUCACAUCUGGGGCUGACCCAUCUCUUACACGUGUCCUCCAAACUGUAGCUGGAGAGACACGGACAUUAGGUGUAAAUUAUUCAUUAUUAAGGGUUAUAACUUGUGUACAUACAGAACAGUCUGUGAGGCUGCUGCUCACACUGAGAGCCGCUCCACUGAGACAGCAGGGCAUCUGACAUAUGAAAAACAUUAUCACUGCUGGUUGAUGAUGUCCUACUGGUCCCUCAAUAAAUAAAUAAAAAUGCACAUUUGAAACUUUUUUCAGUCUUGGAUAAUCCCAUUGACAAUGACAGAAUCAUCAAAUUGGUUUGGCAAGCUUCUUGAUUAAAACUACUUGGCUAUACAAAUGUAAUGCCCCUACAUAUUAAACCAGGUGUGAUGUCAAAAGGCAAAAACCCUAAAAUUAAAGAUAGAUGCUCUCAAAAAGAAAUGAUUGAAUACUGCUGAAGGUUUAGCCUGAAGAUGAGCUCUAUAUCAGGUCAUAAUUAGUGGGAGUACCAUUUUAUUGACUGUGUUUACAACAUGAAUCUCAAAUGCAUCACUUUCAUAGCAAUACAACGAUUAUUUAAAUACUUAUAAAUCCAGGUUUGUGCAAAAGUUACAAUAGCAGUAACCAGAAAUAAUAGCUUCUUUUCUUUAAAGACAAUUAAACAGUAAAAUGAACAUAAAUACAUCUCAGGACACAAUUAGUAUCUAAACAUACUCAAUGAGAGACUGUACAUGAAUCACAGCUCGACAAGAUCACAAGAUUUUAAAUGUAAUGUCUAAACACAGCCCCCCCCCCCCUGGUUACGCAUUAAAACUUCUCAGCAGAACAUCGGUCUGUCAGCCCAUUAGGGGGGGCCUCUGAUAGUUAAAACGAGGCCCUGUUCCCCAUAGUCUGCCAGACAGCAGCUUAGCCUCCUGACUUCCUGCUGGGGUUGCCCACAGUGUGAACACAAACAGUCACUGAAGCACUGAAGAACUUUUUACUACUGAUUUCCAGCUCCUGCUAACGUCUGUAUGCUUCUCUGUGUUUUGUCUCGGCUGUAAUUUUAGCAAGCUGCAGAAAUGUCACCUGUCCAAAUGAAUGUUUACAUUUUCUAUUUUUUAUCUCUCACUUUGGGGGAAGUUAGUUGGGAUGGUUGAAGGGAGCUUUAAUUGUGUGUCUGAUUAUUUGUGCCUGCAUUGUUUGAAUGAUUCUGACGACAGUGUACCAUGCUCUGCAGCGUCUUUUGGGUUUAUUGCAGCGGCUUUUAUGCUGGAAGGAUCUGAAGCGCGCAGGGCAGCAAAGAGUUAGUCUCCAGAGUUAUCAGAGAGCAGUAAACAGUGUGAUAUAUAACCUUCUCAUUGUAAUCCUGUCAGCAUCUAUCAGCACUUAUGUAACACGUCUGGUUCACUUCAGUUUACAGGAAGGAUGUGACACACAGUUUGUGUCUGUACAAACCUUCAGGUCUUUUCAGCAUGUCAAAGACCAGGUUUAACCAUUUCUGUUGCCUUAAUGUUUUGGUUGAUUUGCUCAGAACCGUUUCCUGUCAACAGUUUGAUGGUCACAGCUUUAGAGUGUCAUCAACUGGAAUAUACGGUUCAGGUUUUCUGUACUUUCCAAAAACACAGCUCAAUCUUUAAAUUAUUUAGGACUUUAUGUUUGAUAAUAACCAUAUGUUCAGUAGCUCAGUGCACCUUAAAUCUUUUACGAAGAACAACAUGAAUAAUCUGCACUGAAACGUUGACUUUAUUUUAAUGUAUUAUGUCAACAGAUUUCAGAUAACUGUAUUAGGUUAAUUGAAAGCAAUAAUAUGAAGUUUAAAUAAAAAUAUUAGGUUCAACAUAAUAUUAUUGCUUUCAACUAAACUUUUUUUAAAUCAGCCCUAUGGUUCCCUUACUCACCUUUAGCUGCGUCCUGUAGUUUUCCAGUCUCCAUUAUCUCAAACUACAUUCCUUUAAACCGAGGUGUUGAAAGGUCUGGAAAAAGUCGGUCAGGGUUCCAGGUUGUAACCCUAACAUAGUGUACAUACCCUCAAGCUUGGCUGUUCUUCAGACACUCUUUAUUUAAAUACCAAAAUCAUUGUAAGAACCUGCGCUGAUUCUGAAUUAGAAGGUUCUCUUUGACACAUUAAAUCUGGAUGGGAAAUGAAAUGUCCUUUAUGUUACCUCAGUAUUACAUGUUAUGCUUUGCAGGUGGUAAAGGCUGCUGGCAAGACGGCUUGAUUGAUGAGCUUUAUUUUGUCAGGAAAUGUUUUACACAUGUUUUUUACUUUUGCUCUUACCAGAUCAUUUAAUUUAUAUUAGUUUAGAUACAGGACACUCUGAACCCUGGGAAGCAAAAUAUCACAAAUGUCCAAACCGCCCUAAAGUUUCACUUUGUAGACUUAACUGUAGACACUUAUUAUUAUUAUUAUUAUUAUUAUUAUUAUUAUUAUUAUUAUUAUUAUUAUUAUUAUUGCAGAACUCGGGUUUGAAUCUGGAUCAGACCCAUUCACUAGUGUGUUGAUAUUUGGUGCACCUUUGGGCUUCUGCUUAUUGGUCAUCCUCCAAAAACAUGGGUCUAAUCCUGGAUUUGAACCACCAUCUGUCUGCCACUGAUGCUGUGUCUCACAGCUGAUCCUCUCUGCACCUGCAGCUGGAAAUGCUCUGAGAGUGCUGAUGUCCUGUUUUUUUUUUUUGUUUACCUCUGUACAAAGUGUUUUCUCACCAUGCCUUUAGUGUUCAGUGAAGAGCCAUAGAGUCGUUCACCAUGUCCGGGUGCCGCUCUCUGAAUGUUGGACUGCCGGUGGUUACAGCCAGCCUACUCGGCCCGGCUGAAUGCUCUGGAUAUUGUUGCCUUUGGCCUUUUCAAAUAAUGUGAUUGAUUGAAAAUG